AUGCAAGACAGAAUCACAAAGAUGCACUCCAAGACCAUGGUCGCCUCUCAUCCCAAAGCAACCAACUCGCCCUCAAAACAACAACAGCACAAGAGCAGCAGAGACCAACAUAACCCUCUUCUCUGCCUCGCAAGCGGUUCCAGCGACGAGGAGAAUGUAUCGGACACCAAAUCCACAAGAGCCUUCACUGUUGCCACCAAUGCUACUGCCGCCCCAGGGAGCAAUAUUGAUCGACGCAGUUCAGGCCACAAGUCAGCAGGAGGAGCAGCAGCGAACACGAACACCAACACCAGGCGAAGACCUUUGUCCGUAACUGAUCAACAAUCUCCUUCUGCGGCACCAAAACGUACUACACAAGCAGCACCAUCCAUGCCAAAACAACACAAACAAGCUCAGCAACAACAAUCGUCUAUUCGUGUCACCACAGCGGUGACACGGUCCGCCGUCUCCACUCCCGCAACAACAAGAGCUGCCAGCCCAAGGUCCACCUCGUCCUCCCCCAUUUUUUCCUCGUCCUCCUCUUCCACAUCAGGAUCUGUUGGCAGUGAACAGGAUAUUACUAGUCCAACAAUAACAUCGACAUCAACAAACUGGAAACGCCCACGGACACAGGGCAAGCGUCUGUCAAACUCGCACACAACCACAAUAAGAUCUGGCUCUCGUCGGUCAGCUGCUUCCAAAGCAACAGCAGCGUCUCCGAUCAGUUCGAAUCUAGAGGAGAGUGAUACGCUGUCAGGUGCCGAAAGCGAUAGCCAUACCCUCUCGGACUCGAGGGUGCCAGAGAUUUCAUUUGUCGACAUGUCGAACGACGAGGGCAGUGGGACCGAAUACGAUGCGGCGUCGGAGAGGGGGUUUGAUGAGGAUCGUGAUUACUCGCGUGGUGAAGUCUUGGCAACAGGCAACAACCACAACAACAAGCAUAGCACAGCAGCGACAAUGCGGCCGGCAGUCACACAUCUGGACACCUUUGACUCCACGCGGGGUCGAUACCUGCACCAAUACCAUCCUCACCAUCCUCUCGCCAAAGCAGCAGCCAGCGGUAGUUCGGGCAUCAAUGGCGGUCGGCAUACACACACCAGGAACUUUUCGUCGCCGUCAUUACUGGACUCGUUUAUGUCGCCCGAACCGAUGCUGUCGCCGAUCCAGUCUUACUUUUCUGAUCCCAAUUCCCCCGUCUCGUCCUACUCGUUACCGCGGCACGACCAUUACCCGCGAUUGUCGAUGGAUCCGCACAGCACAGAGGACCCUACUGGAGCGUCGAUCUCGUUGAUGGAUGGAUACCAUGGGUUUGCGACACACCUCUGGAGCGAGCAGAGCACCACACCUUCGCGAGCAUUGUCGCAUCGGUGGACACGGCGGUCGAGUCAUCCAGAGACAUAUUCGCAGGCUGAUGCUGCGGCCGAGGCGGCUAAUGGUGGCGGUGCUGUGACGGAUGGUGACAAGAACGCAUCUGCAGCGGCUGCUGCUGUCAGCAUGGGCAUGUGCCAAGUCCGCUAA
Molecule: messenger RNA, 1497 nt
Organism: Linnemannia hyalina
Lineage: Eukaryota; Fungi; Mortierellomycota; Mortierellomycetes; Mortierellales; Mortierellaceae
Source: the annotation of a GenBank genome assembly